This is a messenger RNA of Pangasianodon hypophthalmus (striped catfish), 3446 nucleotides long. It is a transcript of the gene prrc1, whose product is annotated as proline-rich coiled-coil 1. Gene Ontology annotation, molecular function: protein kinase A regulatory subunit binding. The record is from RefSeq and is a predicted model, not a curated record. Lineage: Eukaryota; Metazoa; Chordata; Actinopteri; Siluriformes; Pangasiidae. The coding region runs from base 157 to 1479 and encodes 440 amino acids. The transcript is spliced from 9 exons. Gene Ontology annotation, cellular component: cytoplasm. Gene Ontology annotation, biological process: activation of protein kinase A activity.
UUCAGACGUGGCAAUUGCUGACGUCAUUCUAACGCGGCCAUUUUCGACAGGGUGAACCGAGUCUGGCUCUCGUUCUGGAGUUGAUUGGAUGCAAUUUCGCUUUUACCCAGACAUAUUGCCUAAGAAGACUAAAGUGUCAGGCAAGAUUAAGAAAAGAUGAUGGAAGAGAGUGGAAUAGAGACCACGCCACCCAGCACUCCUCCACCUCCCCAUAGUGCUGCUGUCGCCGUCAGUCCACCUCCUCUCACAACAGGUCUUUCUAGUCCGCUGACGCUUCCUAGCACCACAGGCAUCUCCAACUUUGCCCCAGAGGGCUUCUCCACACCAGCACCCCCUACAGCAGUGACCUCCACCCUGCCACCCAUUCAGUCCUCUCCUCCUCCUCCAUUCUCCCUCAGCCCCAUGAAGCCGCUGUCCACAGCCUCUCCAGUGCCAGCUCCUUCUCUGGGUGUGGGUGUGAAUUUCAACAGUCCAUAUACCUCGCCUACUGCUCCACCUCCUCCAGGCCCGGUGCUGUCUGCUCCGCCAAUGGGGCCGCCCACCACCGGUUUCAGUGCUCAUGCAACAUAUGACAUCACACGCGGACAUGCCGGCCGUACUCCACAGACUCCACUGAUGCCCAGCUUCUCCAGUGCACCACCCAUGCCAGGUGUGGUUACAAACCCAAUGAUGCAACAGCCAGUGAUGUCUGGUGGUUUAGACGUUGUCUCUCCGAUUACUUUCCCAGAAGAUCAUGACGAUCCCAGCGUUCCUCAAGACAACACGUCUGGAGGUGGAAUAUGGGGCUUCAUCAAGGGUGUGGCCGGUAACCCCAUGGUGAAGACGGUCCUGGACAAAACCAAGCACUCUGUGGAGUCUAUGAUCACCACAUUAGACCCUGGAAUGGCUCCAUACAUUAAAUCAGGAGGUGAUCUGGACAUUGUGGUGACCUCUGAUAAGGAGGUGAAGGUAGGAGCAGUGCGGGAUGCCUUCCAGGAGGUGUUUGGCAUGGCCAUGGUGACUGGGGAGGCAAGCCAAUCCAACAUUGCUCCUCAGCCAGUGGGCUACGCAGCAGGAGUCAAGGGGGCUCAGGAGCGUAUUGACAGUCUACGCCGUACUGCCGUAAUCCACGAGAAACAGCCUGUGGUCUCUGUGGAGAACUUCAUAGCAGAGCUCUUUCCAGACAAGUGGUUUGACAUUGGCUGUCUGAUUCUGGAUGACCCUGGCAAUGGCAUCCACAUCGAAACUUUCACACAGACUACUCCUGUAGCUCUGGAACACGUACAACAGGCUCAGUCUCUCACCCCUCCGGAUUACAGUCUGCGCUGGUCCGGCCUGCUCGUGACCGUAGGCGAGGUGCUAGAGAGGAACAUGCCCAAUGUUAGCCGCACAGACUGGCACCAGGCCUUCACUGGCAUGUCCCGCAGGCAGAUGAUCUACAGUGCUGCCAAAGCUCUGGCUGGCACAUACAAACUGCAGCUGCCCCCCAGGAUGGUAUAAGAUCAUCUAAACACCCACUCUGCUCUCAGAACACGGACACUGCCUGUCAGAAAAUGGUGUCUCAGUAGAAAAUGAGUCACUGACUAAUUUUUAACCCGAGACAUGGAAUGGAAUGCAGCAAAGUUGCCCAAGAAUUCUGAGCAGGAUUGGUCUACCUUUUAUGCACAUGUAUAAAAGCAAGUUACCAAUGUUACAGUGGUGGAGUAAGACUUGUAUAUGUGUUAGAAUUUAUUAUACCCUGACAUGUGUCGUAUGCAAUUGGAGGUUAUCCAUGAGUUUAUAGAUAUUUUGGAAAGGGAGCAUGGCGAGACCAAGCUGAGAUCAACAGUAGGGCAUGUGGGCCUAAAUAACAUUGACAUCCUGAUGUGAAAUUAGGUUGCAAAUACCAGAUACUGGCACCAGUUUUUCGAUACCUGAGCAAGUAUGCCAUGUGCCAUGAUAGAAACAUAACAGCAGUAUUGUUAAUUAUUGCUUUUGAAAUAUUCAGGAACAGAUAAACUACUAAUCAAAUAAGGGCUGUGGGAAUUGAUCCUGAUCUGGGUUCCACAGUAGACUGUAGCUUUUGUUAAUAUAGAUUAUCCAUCUAUUCAUUCGUUAGUAGAAUAUUCAACUACUAAUCAUGUCAUGUAUCAUUUAUUUUCAGAUAAGUGGCCUGAAAAACUGAUUUAUUUGUAAGACGAUCCUUGUAAAAGCAUCAAAUAUCUUUUCCCAGCCAAAAAAAAUAAAAAAAAAGGGCCAUGGACUAUGUUAAGCCCUGAAUCUGUUUUCUAAUAGUUGUUUUCCGUCGAUGAACAUGUUUUUAACAUCAUUUUUCAUACUUUGCUUUGAUACAUAUGCCGAUUGAGUCAAACAUUACAGUACUUGCAUUCGUUUGCAUUUUGCCAAUAGUUAGAUUUUAUCGGCUGGUUCACCAUGAGUAGAGUACUGGCUACUCUUAUAAAAUAUCAAUGAUCUUUAACAUUUGUAGACGUUUGUACUGAGUCUUUGUCAUAUAGUCCAUCCAUCUUGAAUUAAUUGAUUGAACUCAGGAUUGUAUUUAGCCCAUUUUAAAGCACAAACUGUGCAGUGUAUAUAGAGUAAAUAUUCAUUUUCUCUUACCAAAGGACAUAUAAACUGCUUCACUGCAGAUGCUUUUAAAGAAAAAUAGAUUUCACUUUUCUUAAAGACUCUGAAUUUUUGUUUGCCUGAUUUGCUGCAUACAGAAAACUUGGAUUUGUUCAUUACAAUUUUGUAAAAGCCUAAAUAGGAACACUUUAUUCUAGCCUGAGGGGUGGAUAAUCUGAAGUUUGUGCAAAUUUGUGUGCUCUAAAUACUUACCUUUUAAAGUAGAUAUCAUGUUGCCUCGAAAAGUAUAAACUAGAAUUAAACUUUAAUGAAAACACUGUUGCUCAGUAUCAUGAUGACACCUUUGGCAUAUUUGACAUUGAUGAGGUUCAUGUUUUAUAGAAAAAACAAAACUGGGGGUUAUUUUUGGCAUGUUACAUUUCUAGUCUCUAUUAGGUGAAAAAAAACAGAACCAAAUUAGUUUUUAAAUAAUCUUUAACAUGAAGCUUGUAAAAAUUUGUGAAGGUUGUCACUGUUCAUUGUUCAGAUUUCCUGUCUCUAUUGAAGAUAGUCUAAAACCACUCAGAGUGAUACAGAAGCCUGUGAAAAUCUAAACGACUCUGAGUAUGACCUCUGAGAAUUUUGUCAUAUAAUUUUUUUUUUUAAAAAAAAGAUGUGUAGUUGUGUACUGUUCACUAUCAAGGCCAAAAUCACUGUCAGACAUCGACUAUACAAUGUGUGAUGUGAGGAAAUGAAUAGAUCUGAGAGCAUGUAAUGAGGUGGAAAAAUAGAUACUGCCUUUAACAUAAUGUCGUUUUUUUUUUUUUCUAAAAUGCUUUUGGAUGCUUAUCUUUGGACCUCCAUUAAUUGUACUUCCUAAAGGUGCCUUCUGUCUGCAGAAGAGUAAAGACGUUUUCAGUAAA